Macrosiphum euphorbiae (potato aphid) is the source of this 1758-nucleotide messenger RNA. The record is from the annotation of a GenBank genome assembly. NCBI's taxonomy places the organism in Eukaryota, Metazoa, Arthropoda, Insecta, Hemiptera, Aphididae.
AUGCCUCGACGUUAUACUAGAAAAUUGGGAUCCCGCGAAUAUAAAAAUUAUACAGAAGAAACCUUAUCCAGAUGUCUAGCAGCAAUUCGAAAUAAAGAAUUAUCUCAUAGAAAAGCAUCUCUAGAAUUUGGUAUUCCUAGACGUACAAUUUUGAACAAAUUAAAAGGUUACCAUGUUCUUAAUCCAGGUGUGCCACCAAUAUUUACCGAACAUGAAGAAAAUAUAUUUGUUAAUUGCAUAAUAAAGGCCAGUGAUUAUGGCUUCCCAAUGGGAGAAUUUGAUCUAAAAAUGGUGGUAAAACAUUACCUUGAACAAAUUGGUCGGGUUGUGAAAAAGUUUAAAUCUAAUGUUCCUGGACAUGAUUGGAUUUUAAACUUUUUAAAAAGACAUCCCCAACUAACUAAACGUUUUGCCGACAAUAUUAAAAAAUCACGUGCGGGAAUAACAAAAAACGAUUUAAGGCAGUACAUAUCAUUCUUAUCUAAAGAAUUGGAGGGAGUUCCUCCAACCCACAUUUUCAACUUUGACGAGACAAAUCUGGUUGAUGAUCCCGGCAAAAAAAAAGUAUUCGCACGACGUGGAACAAAAUAUCUCGAGCAUAUUCGAACCACCUCUAAGGCAGGGACGUCUAUCAUGUUCUGCGGUAGUGCUUCGGGAAAAUUGUUACCAUUAUUUGUGUUAUACAAAUCCCGCCAUAUAUGGAGUACCUGGACUGAAGGAGGUCCUCCUGGUACACGGUACAGUAAUAGUACUAGUGGUUGGUUUGAUUCUGCUUCCUUUCUUGAAUGGUUCGAAAGCAUUUUAAUUCCUGAAACUCGCAGAUUAGACGGCAAAAAAAUUGUUAUCUGUGACAAUGUAGCUUUUCACUUUUCACCUAAAGUUUUGGAGUUAAGUGAGACCAACAACAUCACUUUCGUUUGCCUACCUCCUAACAGUACACACAUCACACAACCACUAGAUGUGGCAGUAUUUCGCAGUGUAAAGGGUUCGUGGAGGAAACUGUUGGGAGAGUGGAAAGAAAAUAAUGGCAAUAAUUUGGUGACUAAAGAAAUCAUGCCAACUCUUUUGGGCCGUUUGUUAAUAGAAAUAAACCCUACUAUAACAAACAACUUAAAAUCUGGGUUUCAAGCGUGUGGAAUUUUCCCAUGUGAUGUGGAAGUGUUGCUAAAAAAAAUUCCUGGUCAAGAUGAUGAUGUACAGAGUACAAUUGAGUCAUCAUUCGUAACUUGUUUAGAGAAAAAGAGGGCAGAAUGGACAGAAAAAAAACCUGGUGGUAAAAGAAAAAAAAUAAAUGUUCCCCCAGGUAAAAGUAUUACAACAGCAGAUUUAAAUUCAGAACCAUCUACCUCCACUGCAGCUCAUCCGGAAGACAGAAUAAUAUAUCAAGAUGAAUCAGAAGACGAAGAAGACUGGGAGACCUACCGUCAGAGAUGUUUGGCAGAAGAUAAAGAAAUUGAAGAAGUUAUGACUGUACAAGAGACUUCUAUACCAGGGUUUAAGCCAAUAGUAAAGUCCAUAAGCUCAUAUUGUAUUGUAACAUACGAAAAUGAGUUUUAUCCGGGUGUCAUUUUGGAGUUGAGCGAUGACACGGCCAAGAUAAAAUCCAUGAAAAAAUCAAACUCUUAUUGGAAGUGGCCUGAAGUGCCUGAUGUUUUAGAGUAUGAGUGGAAAGAUGUGGUAGGAGGAAUAGAUGAGCCAAUAAAAAUCUCGAAAACUAGAAACAUCUACAGAGUACCAGAACUGAGCAACAUAUACUAA